AUGGAAGGAUGGCUUGGAUGCAACCACCAUCACGGGGGGCAACCAACCAAUGGGCUUGGCCGAUUUGCCUGCAUCUCCCCCCCCGUUCUCUCCCCUAUAGACGAUUCCCCAUUGAGCGACAACGAAGACGAGGACCCCCCCCCUGGCCCCCUGCCUAAACCCGAUCCCAUCCCCCCCCCAUCCCCCAUUCCCCCCUCCAAAACAGGGGGGGGGGACCCCCCUAAAAACACCCCUCCCCCCUCAAAACCCCCCCGGAAACGAUCCGGAAACCCCCGGAACUUCCGGAAGUUCCCAUCCCGAUGCCAGGAUUGCGGCAAGGCCCCGGCGUUCCCGAAGCGAGGGAAGUGUCCGGAAUGCGGGGAGCGUUUCCGGUUGGGGUCCCCCAUUCAUCCCAAUGCACCCCAACAUCGCAACGGCGGGGAGAAGGACCCCAAGUGUCCGGAAUGCGGGAAGAGCUUGGGUAAGCAUCGUCGGCUCCCUAUGGAAGAGAAGCCCUACAAGUGUGGGGAGUGCGGGAAGGGUUUCCAUUGGAAUUCCCACUUGGAACGGCACCGGCGCAUCCACACCGGGGAGCGCCCCUAUGGGUGCCCCGAUUGCGGCAAGCGCUUCAGUUGGAGCUCCCAUUUGGAACGGCACCGGCGCAUCCAUGGGGUCCCAUCGGAUGCACCCCAAUCACCGGAGGAGCCAUUCCAAUGCGGGGAAUGCGGGGUUGGCUUCACCAAACGCGCCGCCUUAACCAAGCACCGCCGGACCCAUAGCGACGCCGAUCGGCCCCAUAAGUGUGGGGAGCGCGGGACCCACCGGCGCCGUGGGGCCGGCAAAGCGUUUCCAUGCGGGGAAUGCGGGAAGAGCUUUGCGUGGAGCUCCCAUUUGGACCGGCACCGGCGCAUCCACGGUGGGGAGAAGCCCUAUGGAUGCCGGGAUUGCGGGAAGAGCUUCUCCCAGUAUUCCCAUUUAGAGCGGCACCGGCGUCUCCAUUCAUCAAUGGGUCGGUGCGUUGAGUGCGGUACCACGGAUGCAACCAAACGGACGCGGUUAUGGGGCGGCGACGGGCAACGGCGUCCCUAUGGGGCGAGCCGCGCGUGCGGUGAAUGCGGCGAGAGCAUCACUUAUGGGGCGGGGAGGGUGAAGGACCAAGGGACGCAGACCGGGGACAAGCCCUAUGGAUGCGGGGACUGCGGGAAGAGCUUCGGGCAGAGCUCGGCGUUGGCCAAGCACCGGCGCGUGCACACGGGGGAGAAGCCCCAUAAGUGUGGGGAGUGCGGGAAGAGCUUUGGGGUGCGCUCCAACCUCGUCAAGCACCAACGGACCCAUUUAGGGGACAAGCCCUACAAGUGCGGGGAUUGCGGUAAGGGGUUCAUCCAGAAGUCGGAUCUCACCAAGCACCGCCGCAUGCACACGGGGGAGAAGCCCUACAAGUGUGGGGCGUGCGGGAAGUGCUUCAGCGUCUCCUCCAACCUCAUCAAGCACCAACGCAUCCAUUUGGGGGAGAAGCCCUACCAGUGCUCCCAGUGCGGCAAGAGCUUCAUCCAACGCUCCGAGCUCACCAUCCACCAGCGCGUCCACACCGGGGAGAAGCCCUACAAGUGUGGGGCGUGCGGGAAGUGCUUCAGCCGCAGCUCCCACCUCAACCGCCACCAACGCACCCACAGCGGGGACAAGGCCAAAGCCAACCCCGGCAACGCCGACGCCAACGACGCCGACGCCGCCGCCUUCGCGCCCGUCCCGGCGCUGCCGCCCUUCCCCGGCGCGGUGCCGGGCUUGGAGCUGCCCUGGGCCCUGCCCUUCCCUGCCCGCGCCUUCCCCCAGCCCUGCUGCCCCCCGGCUCCAGCCCCAGGGGCUCAGGCCUCGACCCUCAGCAACUGAGCCC
Messenger RNA from Neopsephotus bourkii (Bourke's parrot), 1870 nucleotides. RefSeq names its product zinc finger protein 345-like. Bases 1 to 1866 code for a protein of 621 amino acids. Gene Ontology annotation, biological process: central nervous system development; regulation of transcription by RNA polymerase II. Gene Ontology annotation, cellular component: nucleus. The record is from RefSeq and is a predicted model, not a curated record. Lineage: Eukaryota; Metazoa; Chordata; Aves; Psittaciformes; Psittacidae. Gene Ontology annotation, molecular function: RNA polymerase II cis-regulatory region sequence-specific DNA binding; DNA-binding transcription factor activity, RNA polymerase II-specific. The transcript has a single exon.